CGCCGCCACUCUGCAUUAGUUUGCAAACGUCCGUGUAGCGUGUAACUCCUCAAAACGAAAAACAAAAAAAUGCCCGUACUAAAAUGGGGUAUUGCAGCAGCUGGCCGUAUAACGCACGAUUUCGUCACAGCAUUGUCCACCAUUGAGAAUAGUCAGCAUACGGUGAUCGCUGUGGCUGAUGUCGAAAUGACACGCGCGCAACAAUUCGCUGAACGUCAUGAGAUACCAAAAUGCUACGAUGGUUUCGAUGCCUUAUCUCUGGAUACAGAAAUUGAUGCAGUCUACGUGGGCACAUUAAAUCCUUAUCACUAUCGCGUAGUGCGUCUAUUGUUGGAACGCGGUAAACAUGUGUUGUGCGAGAUGCCACUUUGUUUAAGUUUGCGGCAAGCGGCGGAGCUCUACCGUGUGGCAAAGGAACGUAAUGUGUUCCUUAUGGAAGGCAUGUGGUCGCGUUGCUUCCCCAGCUAUGCACGCCUGCAUGAAAUUUUGCUUGGCGAUUGUAUUGGCGAAGUGACACUCAUACAAGUGCAACAUGGCUUUCGUGUGAAUAGUGAACGCGUUUUGCUGCGUUCACUCGGCGGUUCCAUCGUGCUUGAUAUUGGCCGCUAUGCGAUACAAUUGGGCCAAUUAGUCUAUGGUUGCGCCCCCAUUGACAUUAAAUGUAACGCACAUCUGAAUAGUGAUGGCGUCGAUGUGGAGUGUGAAUUCAUAAUGGAUUAUGGCCAAAAUCGAAAGUUGGCUGCAUUUAUAUCGGGCUUGGAAGAUUUAGAGAACUGUGCCCAAUUGCUGGGCACCAAGGGUGAAAUCAAGCUAGACAACUAUUGGUGCUGUACCUCCCUGACAAGGCCCAACAAUAUCACCGAAUCCUGGCCAUUACCUCCCGCCAAAUUUGAAUUCAACCACAUCAAUUCCUGUGGACUACGCUACGAAGCGGAAGAAGUGCGUAAAUGUAUCGAAAAACGUAUGCUGGAAUCUCCGCUGUUUACGCAUGCGCAGAGUCUCGAACUGAUGUGCAUCGAAGAGGAGAUGCGUCGGCAAAUGGGUGUAAAUUAUGAGGAUGUGUUGAGCUUGGAUUUGUGAGCCACACGGGAAAAGAGGCGGGCGUGAGAGCCGAAAGGAAAACGCGUACUCUUAAGUAAGCAAAAUUUGAGAAAUUUGUAGGUUGGAAAAACCACAAGCGCACGCCUUUGCCUCUAAAGGGAUAAAGAUUGCAGACCGCGUGCUUUUACAAGAGUUUCUUAUGCUUUUUAUUAAUGCUCUUAAGACAUAUUUUUUAUCUACAUACGAUUAGUGUUAUGCAAUUUCCAUUGUAUUGGUGCUACAUACGUCGGUAUGUAUGUGUAUGUAUCCAUGGGUAUAUAUAAUCCACAUUUUUUAUUCGGGUUUUAUUUGCAUUAUUUUAGGUGUUCACUUUUGAUUCUCAAAUAUCUUAAAUUAACUAGAAUACAUCAGCUAAACGUUUGGUUUUUUUUUUCUAAAGAAUAUUCGAUCUCUACUCAACCUGUAGUUGUUAAAUAUUUUAAAGUUUAUAUUUACAAAGCUUAUAAUGUAUGUACGUAUGCAUGUAUGUGUGUAUGGUAUGCAUAUUUUAUACUACGAUGAGUUAUGGAUUUGUAUAAAAAAAAACAAAAACAUAGCCAAAUGGUGAAAUUAAAAGCAAUUUUCAUAAAACUUAAUAUGUUCGCAUUUUAUUGAAAUUUUUUUUAUAUAUACAUUGGGUAUUUUUUUAUUCAUGUGUAUGUAUGUGUGUAUAUUUAUUUCAGCUGAAAUACAGUUUGCUUAGCAUAAAUUAAAGGCGUUACAUAUUUUCGUAUGUGCGGAUGUGUGCAAAUUUUUGUUAAGUUAAUUAAAUUACGCAAA
Anastrepha obliqua is the source of this 1860-nucleotide messenger RNA. RefSeq names its product trans-1,2-dihydrobenzene-1,2-diol dehydrogenase. Lineage: Eukaryota; Metazoa; Arthropoda; Insecta; Diptera; Tephritidae. The transcript is spliced from 3 exons. Gene Ontology annotation, molecular function: nucleotide binding. Bases 70 to 1080 code for a protein of 336 amino acids. The record is from RefSeq and is a predicted model, not a curated record.